CCAGACACAUUCCCAUUUUUUUCUCAUUCUCCAUCUUUCUUCCCCCUCUUUCCAUUUGUUUAACUUUUUGUUCACAACUCUCUUGUUUCUUCAUUGGUUCUUCUUAAUCAAGAUUGAUCAAGAUUCAAUCUUGGUGGAGGGUAACUGAAAAAGAGAGUUAAAGAUUCAAUUUUUUUCCAUUCUUGAUUUGGGUUUUUUCAGUAAUCAAGAUUGAUCAAGAUUCAAUCUUGGAGAGGGUUAAAGAUUCUAGUUUUUUUUUUCAUUCUUGAGUUGGGGUUUUUCAGUUAUCAAGAUUGAUAAAGAUUCAAUCUUGGUGGAGGGUAACUGAAGAAGAAGGUUAAAAAUUGUAUUUUUUUUUUCAUUCUUGAUUUGGGGGUUUUAGUAAUCAAGAAAAAGAAAUGGCAAUCACUGAUGAGAACAAACCUGCCUUGAUUAAGCCAUCUGCUGUUCAAGUGAAAGGUGGGGCUGAAAUGGCUACCAGAAAGGUUGUUGGAGUGGAAACAAGAAGCAACCGAAGGGUUUUGGGCGCGAUUAAUCAGAAUUUAGUGGGUGGUCAGGGAUAUCCUUGUGUUGUUAACAAGAGAGGAUUAUCUGAUGAAAAUGGAAUCUGUGACAAGAAUCUUCCUGUUCAUGGUCAUCGACCCAUCACGAGGAAAUAUGCAGCACAAAUUGCUAGCUCCCAGAAGCACAGCUCAGAGGAAAACAAGAAACCUAAGAUAGCAGCUGAAAGUUUCAGUGUCUGGGAGGAUGAUAUGGAGGAGAAUGAGGCAGCUAAUGAUAAGCCUGUCCCUAUGUCUUUGGAGCAAACUGAAAAAGUGUCAAAGGGCAAGGAUCAAAUGGAGGUUGAAAUGGAGGAUAUCUUUGAGGAGGCUGUAAUAGAUAUCGACGGUGAUGAUGCAAAGAACCAUCUUGCAGCUGUUGAAUAUGUGGGAGAUUUGUUUGCUAACUACAGAACAAUGGAGGUUUAUAGCUGUGCUUCUCCAAACUAUAUGGCACAACAGGUUGACAUCAACGAGAGAAUGCGAUCUAUCUUGAUUGACUGGCUAAUUGAGGUGCAUCACAAGUUUGAGCUCAGGGAAGAGACGUUGUUCCUGACAGUCAAUUUGAUUGACCGGUUCUUGGAGAAGCAAGGUAUUGUUAGAAAGAAGCUUCAGCUUGUUGGAUUAGUUGCAAUGCUACUAGCAUGCAAGUAUGAGGAGGUUUGUGCUCCACUGGUGGAGGAUCUGGUGUUAAUUUCGGACAAAGCCUAUACAAGGAAGGAGGUUCUUGAAAUGGAAAACAUGAUGCUCAACACACUGCAGUUUAAUAUGUCAGUCCCAACUGCAUAUGUAUUUAUGCGAAGAUAUCUCAAGGCUGCUCAAUGUGAUAGGAAGCUUGAGCUGCUGUCUUUCAUGUUGGUUGAGCUUUGCCUUGUGGAGUAUGAAAUGCUCAAAUUUCCACCAUCCUUCAUAGCUGCUGCAGCAAUCUAUACAGCUCAGACCACACUCUACGGUGUCCAGCAGUGGAGCAAGACGUGCGAGGUGCACACAACUUACUCAGAAGAUCAACUUCUGGAGUGCUCGAGAUCGAUUGUUGGCUACCACCAGAAGGCAGCAACAGGGAAACUAACAGGGGUACAUAGGAAAUACAGCAUAUCGAAAUUUGGUUAUUCAGCCAAGUGUGAGCCUGCCCAUUUUCUUGUGCAGCAGACACAACAAUAGAGGAGAAAAGAGGGGCAUGUACAGUUAUUACUAACUUUAUAUGCAAUUGGGGGAUAUAUUGGGGUAAUGGAGAAUUUAUAGGAAAAAAGAUAACUUAGCAACUGUGGUUGCCCCGGGGAAUUUCAUUAUUUCUUUUUAUAGAGUUCAUUGUUGUUGCACUUUUACUAUGUUCAACAUUUGAACAUGCCUGGAUUUUCAGUUUCAGUUACAGUUUUUCAUUUACAAACAGAAAUAAAAAGUCAAAACUUUUCACA
Messenger RNA from Solanum tuberosum (potato), 1954 nucleotides. RefSeq names its product G2/mitotic-specific cyclin-2. The coding region runs from base 399 to 1700 and encodes 433 amino acids. The record is from RefSeq and is a predicted model, not a curated record. The transcript is spliced from 11 exons. NCBI's taxonomy places the organism in Eukaryota, Viridiplantae, Streptophyta, Magnoliopsida, Solanales, Solanaceae.